AGGUGACCAAACACAAUAGAAUGAAGUAUCUGGACGCACUUGCUCAGUAUAAACUAAAUACUCGUGUCUCAGCAGAGAUAGAGGCUUUUAUUAAAGGUAUUACAACUUUGAUUUCGGACUCUUCAUUAUGAGAUCUGGCCAUGGUAUACUUGGGAGAACUAAAUUGCAAGAGCUGAAUUGGAUUACUUUCUCAUCAUUCUGUUUAAGGUGGCUCCAUACACUUUUCAUCAUCGGGGGACUGGUACUUAAUCUUGUCCUAAUGUUGAGUUUUCGCGCGAAAAUAUUAAAAAUAUAUGCAAAAAUAACUUUUUCAGUUCUGAAAUCCGAACCACAAGUCAUGUUUAUUUUGAUGUUUUGAGUCUUCCUUGUUCUCAUUUGUCCUCAAAGAACAAACUUCGUCCUGAUUUUGUUCUGGACAUUGAAUAACUAGUCUUUUUAGAAGACAUUUUAAGGUAAAAAAUGCAAUGUUCAACUUUCAAACUCUUGUGAAAACCGGCGAUCGGCCCGACCGGCGAAAAGUUUUUUACUCCAAUAUUUGGAGAUUUAUAAGUUCAAAUAUCCAAAGUUUUUUGUACUUACAACUGGUAAAUGUAUUCAAAGUGUUACCAACAGCAAAGAAAUUCAGUGAAACAGCAUCUUGCGCCGGCUCAAACUGUUUUAAAUUGUCAACAACAACAUGAAAACACACAAGUUACGACUGUAAACGAAUAUAAAACUACGUAGAAAAGCCAAAAAGUUCAUACAUGUCACACAUAUCUUAUACCAAACGACACAAUCACCUGUUUUCUUGGCGUUAUCCCGAGUUAGCAUGCAAAACUAAAGAUAUUUGUAUUUCUAACAUAUAUUUGAUAUAGUUUCGACGAGACUAAAAACUUUUUUGUGCGUGUUUUUCUGGAGAUGCGCCUGCGAAAACAUGAACGCGCAUGUCAAUUCAUUGAUCUUGCAGAGCUCGAAAAACUUUCGGCCGAGCGAGUGAGAUACCACAAUAAAACGGCGUAAUUCAAAAUUUUGCACGGUGACAUGUGAUGAAAUUUUGCACAACGAUAACUUCUUUUAAAACAAAUAGAAUAACAAAAUUUUAAAAAAAUCUGUAGAUUGGAAAACUCUAAAUCAGUGAACUCUAUAUAUAUAUAUAUCUGGAACGAUAACAUUCAGUCAUUUGAUUGUGAAAACAAUGAAGCCUCGAUACCAAUCUUUCACGCGGAUUGGACGUCAGUCUCAGUCCCUCAAACGUCAGGUUUACGCGGAUUGGACGUCAGUUUCAUUCCCCCUCUUACAAACCGUUGCACGGCCAGUAUAAAUUUGAACGCAAUCACGAAAAAAAAUUAAAAACAUGGGCAACUCAAUGCAAUACAUUUUAGGAGCAAACUGUUUUGCUCCUAAAAUUUACUGCAUUGAGUUCGCUGUCGGAAAAAAAGUCGAGGAAAACUUCCCCGUGUGGAGAAAAGAAUCACUUUUUCAAAUAUAUUGUGUCGUACUGUCGUUCUGGAUGCACAAGGAAAGAGAUAUUCUUGCGAGAAAAUUUCAUUUCACAGGUAGGUAAAUUGACUUGCAACUGUGACUUUGCCGUUGCCAUUUUUCGCGAUUGUUUGAAUUGUUUUUUAGUUUUAUAGUUUUUAGUCAAUACACUGUUACGUUAUUUUUUAAAGAAUUUAUUGUGUGAUGGGAAUUUGCCUGCCAGCAAAAUGUAAAUGAAUAUGUACGUGUGUUUGAAUAUAAAUUAGACCAUAUGGUCUUGGUAAAAAAUUAUUUUAAUACCUACGUUUCGGAGUAUAACUCCAUCUUCAAGUUAAAAGUGAAUAAAGAUAUAAAACUUGGAUAAAAACUUUCAAAACAAUUACAAAUUUUUAUAUAUGUAAGUGAUUUUUAAUACUGUAAGAAAGUUCUUGAACAGUUGAUGACGAAGACAAUGACGAAUACUUAUGUCGUGAUUUUUUUUGUCGGCUUCACUUUUCGCUCGCUGUUAUCAUUCCAGAUAUAUGUAUAUAGAGUUCACUGGCUCUAAAUCUGCAUUUUUUUAUUCUGGCUUUUCUAAUCUACAGAAUUUUUUUAUUUUCAGGGAUGAGAUUCAGCAUUAAAAGUGAAAGCUAUACAGCAGUAAAAAAUGGGGUGUCACCGGCAAUAUUCGGAAAAUAAAUAAUAAAAACCUGCUUAAAAUAGCAAAAAAUACCAUAUUUGGCAAGACUACUGUUACCAUGGAAACAAUGUUAUGUUCAAGAAUAUUGCAAAUUGUUUCUACCAAAUACUUAAUUUAUACUAGGGAAUGCUUAAAAUUAAUAGAUGAAGUGAUAAAAUUUAUAAAUUGAAAUUUUUACGCAAUAAGGUAUUUAUACUACGGAACUGUAUGGAGCCACCUUAAAUAACAUACAAGAAUUAAUAUAACUCAUGAUGGCCGGCUAACCCAGAUUAGUUUUUGAAGUGUAAAUGUGUCUCAGCCAGGUUCCACCCGGUUAGUUCAUACCUUGUUCCAGAGUAGAGUUCAAACCUUGAGCUUUUAUAAAUUUCACUUUUAGGACUCAACGAACUUGUUCCAGACAAUCUUUUGACCAUGUUUAGUGAACAAGAAUUAGAAGUGAGUGGCCUCCUUCCCUGUUUGGUUAUAACCAUUGACACUGCUGAAGACAACGAAAGAUUCGUUGUCCUGAGCUGGAUUUGAACCCGCACAUCUUUGGCGGGUUUCUAGACCGCCGCUCAAAGAGUUCAAAUACCGCUCGAGACAAAGAAUCUUUCGUUCUUCUCUGCUGUGUCAGAAUAAACUAUGAAUUAUGAAACUAGCUUUUCAUAUCUCUGAGGACGGUUCUGAAAUAGAGUUGUAGCCGUAAGACAUGUAAAUUGAACAUUGAAAUGUGUGAUUUAAAAAAUGCUAAUUAAUAUAAUUUUAAAAUUUUCCACCAUUUAGCUUCUCAUUUGUGGCACGAGUGAUAUCAGUGUGAACGAUCUGAAGAACAACCAUAAUAUCUUUGAUAACCACUCAUCAUUCUCCAAGGCAUGUAAUUUGAGGAGCCAGCCAGUUUCAACUAACUUUUGUCGUUUGCUUGUUUGUUUGUUUGUUUGUUUGUGUGUUUGUGUGUUUGUGUGUUUGUUUUGUUUUGUUUUGUUUUGUUUUGUUUUGUUUUGUUUUGUUUGUCAUUUAUUUAGUCCAAUGGUUAGCCCAAAUGCCUAUACCUUCAUUUUCAAUGCUUUGCAGUGCUUAGUUUACUGUAUUAUAGGUAUGUGUUGUGUGUUUAGAAACCCUGUUAUUAGAGAAUUCCUGUUCUGUGUAAUCGUAGACUGUAUUGUAUCUAACUUUUCACUUACAAAACUUUCACAAAAUAAAAAGUUAUUCACUAGAAUUACGUUACUAUCGCAAGUAAAUUAAUGUGGAAAGAGAUGCGAGAGAAUAUUUGUUCACUGUUUCAGGUGAUGUCGUGGUUUUGGAAAUCAAUCGCUUUAUUCAACCAAGAAGAAAUCGCUCGGUUACUCCAGUUUACAACAGGAAGUUCUCAACUUCCACCUGGGGGAUUUUCAUGUUUAACUCCGAAGUUUUCCUUUUCCUCGUCUCCACUAAGGAAUGUCUUACCCAGAGCUCACACAUGGUAUAAAAUUUGUUUAGGUUCAUUCGGUUUUGAACAGUGUUGCUUGUUGUCCUCUGCAGGAGUGUAGGAAUAGUAUUUGCAUGCUGUGUUCCCAUAAAGUUCAAACACUUCAUGGUGGAAAAUUAUUUCUAAAUGUCCUAACCAGGAACGAACCAAAAAUCGGUAGUUUUUUCAAAUGGGCAUCAUUUCAAUAACUAGCUCAGUGGUCAGAGCCAGCCUCGUACCCAGGUGCCUUUUGCAUAAUUUGUUCAAUUUAGUCUUCUUGUAUAAUUUAUUCAAUUCAGUACACGCGCGCGGGGUGCUUGGGGAGGACGCGACGGUCCUGUGUGAAAAGAAACGCACAGAAUCCUGUACGAGGCUGGGUCAGAGCACUAUAUACUUAAUUCUGCAAUUCCAAUCUAUUGUCUUCAUUAGGGGUGAGAUCUAUAAAGUCGAAACGUGACUCAUUGUAUGGCUCUUGUGCUACAUGUAGAUAGCUGCCGCCAUCCCUAUUCAAAGCUUUAAUAUUAUUCAUGUACAAGGGAUCACGUUGCAACUGUAGGUCAUCCCUGAUGUAGACACUAGACUGGUGUGUCGAAACAUUGAGCCAUGAAUCUAUUUUGACCGAGUAUUCUCCAUUCAUUAACUUUAUUCCGGAGUAGCGAGUAUGUUUUACACCUUUUACAAUAUUUUCUCGUUUUAGUUUUAACCAGCUCGUCUUACCAGACUACACAUCGUACGAAGAAUUUCAUCGUUGUCUUCAUCUAGCUAUCACUGAGGGUUGCGAAGGAUUUGGCUUUGAAUAAAGUACUGCUUGGGAAUAUCACACUCAGUAAUAUUUUUUAUUUCACCGAUUGUACGUAGUUGUAAGGUAACAUAAUUAUUAUAGGGUUAUUUAUUUUUAAAUUUGUAUAUAGAAAUUUGUAGAGUAUAUUUCAUUAAAAAUAAUUUUUUAUGGAAUUUAAAAAAUUUCGAAGCAGCUACAUACUAAUAAGGGAAUAGUUAAUUAACCUAUAUUAGGCCAUCACAAGCGUGUCACAAAGUGCAUAAAUUUCCUACUCUAUGUUUAGAUCGAAAACAGAUCAUUCAGCAUGAAAGUCAUUACUUUAAAUGAAGUAAUUUAUGCUCGUCAAGCAGUACUACUGGACCACUUUUGUGAAAAAUCAAUUCGGCUGCCUGAUAAUUACCGUUUUGUAGCUUAAUAUCUUGUUUUAAUUCAGCUCCUGUAGAUUUCGUAUAAGUUACCAAGUGAUAUUCGAAUAACAUUGAAGUGUGGCAUAAAAUUAUUAGCUCGUCCAAGUUGUGGUUGAAUGCUACAGCUUGCACCACAUGUUUUAGUUUAAUUUCGUGUGUGUUCUCCAGAGAGCUGCCUUCUUCAUCAAUGUUAUAAACAUUGAGUUUGCUUCGUCCUUCAGAACAAACGAUUUCACCAUUGUAUGAAAUAGUGAAAAUUUUGGGCUUGCUAAAAUAAACAGUACCUGCAUAAGGUAAAUGUGCAAUCAUAUCGAUUGUCUUCAAAUAUUUGCCUUUGUCAUCAAAAAUAUGUAUGUCAAUGUUGUCUCCAGUAACAUCAAGUAUAAUGACCUUUUUCUGUUUCAUGCAAAAAAUCUUAGUCUGUUCGAGUUUCUUGCUAUCCAGCGACUUCAGUUCUUCUUUGUGCUGUAUGUUUCCUUCCAUGUCAAUGACAUAAAGGAAAUACUUUCUAUGUGCGCACGCUAGAAUGUACAUUUUACCUUUGCACUGCAGUGUAUUGGCAGUGGGCUCUGCAACAUUUUCACUGGGUGUUUCGCAAUCAG
This is a messenger RNA of Paramuricea clavata, 5350 nucleotides long. NCBI's taxonomy places the organism in Eukaryota, Metazoa, Cnidaria, Anthozoa, Malacalcyonacea, Plexauridae. The record is from the annotation of a GenBank genome assembly.